AUGCUUACAACAAGGAAUUCAGACUUGGAUAUUUUGGCAAGAGGGAAGUCGUUGGGAUCUGAUCCAUUGCCUAAAAGUAUCAAAAACCCAAAAUUAAGGUUUGGACCUUUGGUAUCACAACAGGCUCCCGAGAAGAUAGGAUCUGAUGAGUCUCCUCGGCACGUUGCAUUCGGGUUUGAGGGAAGUGUUGACGAAUUAAAGAAAUGUGGAAACGCUCCAAAAAACCACAAAAAAUAUACGGGCCCACUUUCGAUUUCCACAUCAUCUAAUCUCAUUCAAGAUGCCCCAGUAACCAUUUUGUACACUAUGCCGAGCCAUAUCAUUAGUGAGGGUCACAUGGUCUACCUUAGGUUUCGUGGGUACUCCAGAACCAUAGGCCGGCGAACACUUGCGAUUUCGAAAACUCUAUAUAACAUGUUAGUUACAAUGAAGUUUUUUGAGAUCUGA
Molecule: messenger RNA, 447 nt
Organism: Botrytis deweyae
Lineage: Eukaryota; Fungi; Ascomycota; Leotiomycetes; Helotiales; Sclerotiniaceae
Exons: 3
Coding region: 1-447 (148 amino acids)
Source: RefSeq, a predicted model, not a curated record